Molecule: messenger RNA, 2814 nt
Organism: Cryptotermes secundus
Lineage: Eukaryota; Metazoa; Arthropoda; Insecta; Blattodea; Kalotermitidae
Gene: Ypel
Product: protein yippee-like 1
Exons: 5
Coding region: 393-737 (114 amino acids)
Source: RefSeq, a predicted model, not a curated record
CGAUGCAAAAUAAAUCGAACCAGACUAUUAUGUUGGAGAGAUGCGUAGUGAGUUCCGUGUAACGUUUUUAGUGAUUUUGUAGCCAUUUUAAAGUGUUUAACGCUUGAAUUGAGAUUUUUAUGUUCUUAAGACUACACAGGAUCACUUAAUAUAGAAGAAAGUGCUUAUGGAGGGCAGCCAGCGAGGACGUUGUGACGUCACCGGCAGUACAGUGUAACCAUCAUACGUACGGGCUGCAAUCUUGACGGGGGCGGUGGCCUCGGGGCUAAACCGGCAGGCUGUAUGGCACUGGGGUCCCCUCGCCACCAUCACCAUCACCUCCACCACCAGCACCUCUACUACUACCUCUACCAUCACAGACAUCGCCUCUUCCAGUCGGCUCGUUCAGCAACAUGGUGAAAACCUUCCAGGCCUACUUGCCCAAUUGUCAUCGCACUUACUCGUGCAUCCAUUGUCGGGCGCACCUAGCCAAUCACGACGAACUCAUAUCAAAGUCCUUCCAAGGGAGCCAGGGAAGGGCGUACCUCUUCAAUUCAGUGGUGAAUGUUGGUUGUGGGCCAGCAGAGGAGCGAGUACUUCUCACAGGACUUCAUGCUGUUGCUGACAUAUAUUGUGAGUGCUGCAAAACAACACUUGGCUGGAAAUAUGAACAUGCAUUUGAAUCAAGUCAGAAGUACAAGGAAGGGAAGUUCAUCAUUGAGCUGGCCCACAUGAUCAAGGAGAAUGGCUGGGACUGAGACUUGGCCCGGCCCGGCCCAACCCAUCGUCACCUUGACCACCUGUGUUGUGCAGCCACUGGGUCAUGUGACAGUUGGCAAAUGGGUAGGAACGGGCCACCAGGGACAUUAUGAAGUGCAGGCAGGAGGGACAAUAUUCUAUUGAACAGCCUUCUGGGAGAUACUAGCUCCCUGAUAUGGAUUUUAUUCGUGGGAAACAAUUACACUGCAUUAAAGUGAGAUCUGUUCUGAGUGAAGUCACAAAUAUAAAUGAGUGCACUUGGGACAGCCAAACUAAAUACCAUGACAUGAAUUGUUGAUGUGGAUUUUACUGGUUCAUCAAGAAAAUGAAAUAUUUAUGUUCUUGUAACUGGACACAAUAAUGGAGUGUAUGUUUUGUUUUCUAAUCAUGGACGACGACAAGCAACGCAAACUAGAAACUUUGAACCUAUAGGGCUCAUUCUUCUUAACAGAAAAAGCCCAUAGAUAUAUAUUUAAAGUUUGUACAUGCUUAAUUGGCACUGUUUUUAUUUUUUACAACCUGUGUUUGAUGUGAAUAAGGUAUUACACGACCCUGUUAUAUGAACUUUCCAUUAUCUUGUGUAUCUCUUUGAAAGUUGAAUGGCUUAGGAUGGUAUUUGUUAUGUCCUCCUUUUGUGGCAUGAUAACAUGUGAUGAAUCAGUCAGUUUUAAAUGUGUACUUAUUUGUGCCAAUUGAUGAUGCCCCAAACCAUCUGAAGGUGAAGAGGAUGAUGUGUGCAGUCUUUGUGAGCCAUCUCUGUAAGGCCUCACAAUCCAUGCACCACCACUACCACAGGCAAGCUUUGAGCUUCUGCGGGAGUACCAUAGCUAGCAGGUUUCUGUCAGUUUGUGUAGGUGUAGAAGUUAAAUGUGGGGUACCUUACAGUACUGGUGUUAGUAACGGACAAAUCGUGGUGUGUUGGAUGACUGGGCUGGCACGGCGAUGCGGUCACCAACUUGUUGCUGCAAGCUUAGCUCGAUGUGAUAGGCGAUGGCACAUCAUCUUGUAUCUUCUGUGCAGCAGAAUGACAACAGUUGAAGGAUUUUUAAUUUAAAAACAAAUUUGAGUUGCUGGUGGCUAUUGAGGCCAGUACUUAAUGAGCUUCAAACUGAUAUUUCUUUUAACCUUUAAAUUCUGCUGUAGAGAAGACAGAAAGCCAUCCCACUUCGUUAUGGUAACCCAAUCUAGUCUUUCAGUCUGCAUUCAUUAUUGUUUCCCUGUUUGUAGAUAGAUUUUUGUACAAAUUGCUUUAUUUCUCAUCUGUUUGCCUUUCUUGGAAGUGUGCAGAUUAUUUCAAGUCCUGCAAUUUUGUGAAAUAGAAUCAAUUAUAGGAUAUUUUUUAUUUAAAAGUAGUGUCAUAUGCUGAUUCGUUGGUGGCCAUAUUUUGAUGUUACAAGCAUUCUGAAUGUUGUAGGAUUCUGGUAAGAAGAAACAGACAUGCAAGAAAGUUGGAUUUUGAGUGAUGUAAUUGCUGCUUCUGAAGAGACAGUGAGCUCGAAGCAAGUCAGGAGGAGUAUGAGUGAUUAAAUUUUAUUGUUUUGAGUGUUCUUCCACCAUGAUUGAAGUACAUCAUAGGCAGAGGCUGCCAACACCAGAGACAAGAUUGAAGAUUAUAAUUUGUUUAAUCUGCUCAUAGUUUCCUCAUAUUAAGAUGUGUUUAUUCAGGUUGCUUUGUAGUAAAUUCACAGUCACAGUUCUGCUCAAAUGCCCUUUUCUCAGAAUAUGUAGUCUGUUAUAAAUUUUGUACCAUCUUUGAAAUCUUAUACCUUUCAUAGCAAGAAAUUUAAAAGAAAUUGCAGGGCAUUGAAAUUUUCUGCAUUCUUCUGUAUUAAUGACUGAAGUAGGUGAAGAAGCAGACAAACAUGUAUGAGCAAAAGAGCAUUCAUUCAUUUCCAACUUUUGAAUCAGGAGAUGGAUUUUUUUCUUUCAUUGCAAGGUAUUAUACUCUUAACUGCUUUGAGAUUAUCAUCUGGUAUCUCUGUUUGAAUUCAGCAUUUGUCCAUAUAUCUUUUAAGUUAAGUGAACUUUUUUUACAAUAUAAAUGAAUGAGAAAUAAAGAUGUUAAUCAGAGUGUAA